Sebastes umbrosus (honeycomb rockfish) is the source of this 402-nucleotide messenger RNA. RefSeq names its product sterile alpha motif domain-containing protein 15-like. NCBI's taxonomy places the organism in Eukaryota, Metazoa, Chordata, Actinopteri, Perciformes, Sebastidae. Bases 2 to 361 code for a protein of 119 amino acids. Gene Ontology annotation, molecular function: protein binding. The transcript has 3 exons. The record is from RefSeq and is a predicted model, not a curated record.
CAUGCUUACAGGCAACAUGGAGUUCCUACAGUGGAGCAGUGAUGAUGUUGCAGGAUGGAUUGAGUCUUUAGGAUUUCCACAAUACAAAGCAUGUUUCACGGAGAACCACGUCACUGGAAGAAAGCUCAUUUAUGUAAAAGAUACCUACUUGCCAAGACUUGGAAUCACAGAUUUUAAAGACAUGAAGGUCAUCUCUGCUCAUGUGCGUGAGCUGCUGGGGAUCAAGAAGACCCCGUGGAGUCGCAGCAUCGCUGACCCUCCGCGGGACAGCUUGAGCUUGUACUUGGAAAUAAAGAGCGGGACAGGUGAACUUGCGGACAGCCUCACCUACCAGCAGUUCCUGGAUGACGUGCGUCAGUGAGACUGGCAUGAAUCACAACAGUAAAGUAGUGCAGCAAAAAA